GGCACUGGGGUAAUGUUGUUGUUGUCAUUGAAUGGUGAGGUUUUUAUGUUGUGACAUGUACAACCAAUGUUUAACUCUAGACAGAAGUCUUUUUGAUGCACUCUAUUCCUGUGGGUGUUUUAAAUCCCAAUGUGAUAUGCCAAAUUUUUUAUGCAAUAUAGGUACAUGUUACCCUCCCUAGACCCCACUUGUACACUGAGUUUGUUGUUGUUGACCAUACCUUUGUUGUAAUAUGCUGAAUUGGUAAGCUGAUUGCUGCAUGCAAUGCUUGUAAUCUCAAAGACUUUUUUUGUUUUACUUACCUCAUUUCUUAGUAUUGUACAAUCACCUGGUUCAAAACGGUCAGAAGCAUUCCUGGAACUCAGGGAAAGUAUUGUUCUUACACCUAAGAAUGUCCAGGCAUUAAGGACACUUUUUAACAUAGCUCAUCGGCUGCAUAAUGUUUUAGGCCCUUCAUGGAUAUUGGUACUGGAAACACUAGCUGCUCUUGACAGAGCUAUUCAUUCUCCUCAUGCAGCAACACAGGAGGUCUCUAUGGCUGUUCCAAAACUAACAAGGGAUUCAUCUGGCCAGUACAGUGAUUUUCAUAUACUGUCUUCUUUAAACUCUCAGCUUUUUGAAAGCUCAGCUUUGAUGCAUGUAUCUGCAGUCAAAUCCCUACUUUCUGCACUACGUCAGUUGUCACAUCAGUCCCUCUCUGCAACGGUUAGCUUUGUACAAGCAUCAAAUCAAAAGGUCGGAAGCAUCAGCUUUGCGAUUGAAAGAAUGCUUUCGGUCCUAGUCAACAAUCUUCAUAGGGUGGCUCCAUUGUGGGAUGAUGUGAUUGGCCACUUUACUGAGCUCACAAGUAGUUCAAACCAACAUGUUAGAAAUUUGGCUCUGAAUGCGAUGGAUCAAUCUAUAUGUGCUGUUUUAGGAUCUGAAGUGUUUCAGGAACAAGCUUCCUCUAAAGUCUUUGCCAGCAAUGUUUGCUCUGAGAAUAUAGAGAUGAGAUCACUCGAACGUGCUAUCAUAUCUCCCUUAACAACCCUUUAUUCUUCAACACAAAGCGUUGAUAUUCAUGUUGCAUUGCUUAAAAUUCUUCUUCAUGUUUUGGAGAGGCAUGGAGAAAAGCUGCAUUAUAGCUGGCCAUAUAUUCUUGACGUUCUAAGGUCUGUGGCGCAUGCCGCUGAGAAGGAUCUCAUUUCUCUUGGAUUCCAGUGCCUCCGCAUUAUUAUGAAUGAUGGCCUUUCAUCAAUACCUACUAAUUGCCUUCAUGUUUGUAUCGAUGUUACUGGAUCAUAUUGUGCACAGAAAACUGAACUAAACAUUAGCCUGACAGCUGUAGGCCUUCUAUGGACUUCUAUUGAUUUUCUUGUCAAGGGGGCCAAGGGGCUCCAAGAUGCUCACGAAGAACAUAAAGAAUCUGGGAGCAAGCAUUACAGCUUAACGUAAUUGAUCGUGACAAAUUGUUAUUUUCUGUUUUCUCAUUACUACAAAGUCUGGUAGCUGAUGAGAGACCUGAGGAAUUGUACCAGGAGAAUUCUGAUUUCAAGGACAUCUCCGAGAAAUUUUCGACGCGCCCCUAUAGAGAUUUCUUAAUCAAAGAUGGAUUUUUAU
Messenger RNA from Cuscuta campestris, 1599 nucleotides. The record is from the annotation of a GenBank genome assembly. NCBI's taxonomy places the organism in Eukaryota, Viridiplantae, Streptophyta, Magnoliopsida, Solanales, Convolvulaceae.